ACAGUCCGGUUUACAGACAUGAGCUACUGAAGCAAGCUAAAUGCUAAACUAUUUUUUCUAAAGAAAUUGGAUGACUAGACAUUUCUGCACUGAAGAAGGCCUAUAUUUCUGUGGCAAAAACAACCUCCCAAUGGAAGUAGUGGGGUCCUCCGUUAAAGCGGACCAGGGGGCUCAUCUGCUCCAGCAGCUGGACAGGAUGAGGACCUGUGAGGAGCUCAUAGAUGUGAUUCUGGUGGCGGAGGGAAUACCUUUUCCUUGCCACAGGGUGGUGCUGUCCGCCUUUAGUCCAUACUUCCAGGCCAUGUUUACGUGUGGUCUGAAGGAGACACGUGAAGGGGAGAUACCUCUGAGAGACACUCCUGCCCAGAGUCUGGACCUUCUGCUGGGGUUCAUGUAUCGGGCCGAACUCCCUCUGAACAACGACAACAUCCAGGGAGUGGCCGCUGCUGCCUUCCUGCUUCAUGUAGAUGGAGCAUUUAGGUUAUGUCAAAACCACAUGGAGGCGCGGAUGGACCCCUCCAAUGUAAUUGGGCUGUACCACUGGUCCAGGGAUCUGGGGGCUACAAGUUUGGCUGACCUAGCCCUAAGGUUUCUAUGUCAGCACUUUACACAGGUGUGUGAAGAGGAGGAAGUGUUGGAAUUAGAUGCACAGCGCCUGGGGGACCUGCUGGCCUCAGACGACCUGAAUGUGGCCCAGGAGGAGGUGGUGCUGGAGCUGGUGUUGCGCUGGGUGGAGAGGCACAGAGGGAGCGCUGAGUGUGAGGCCCAGGCCACAGAGCUCCUCCGACGGGUCCGGCUGGAGCUGGUGGAUCCAGGGUUCCUCCGAAAGGCCAGAAGACGAAACCCUGUUUUGUUGCGAGACACUGAGUGCUUUGGGAUGAUUGAUGCCGCUCUCCAAACCACAGAGACCUCGGCUCCGCUUCGACCAGUGUUGCGUUACGGGAUGGAGACCACAGAUCUGCUGCUCUGUUUGGGGGGCAUAGAUGAGGAUGGGAUUCCUGCACGACGCGGAGGCCGAGGUGAUCUUAGUUUCUGUUUUGCACCACAAAAUAAGAAGACUUUCUACAUCCCCUCUCCACUAAGGGCCUCCAUGGGCACGGGGCAAAUCACAGCUGGAGCGGUCACUAGAGAUAACAAAAUUGUUGUUGCCAUUGAAGUAGAAGACGAUCACAGAAUGAAACAACUGGACAUCUACGGGUACGACAGCUCGGAGGACAGCUGCUGGCCCCUCUUAUGUUCAGCUCUGCAUAGAGACAUGUAUGCUCUCGGUGUUAUUGGCGAGGCACUUUAUUUGAUUGGAGGUCAGAUGAAGAGGCGUAGCCAGUACAUUAUAACAGACAGUGUGGAGAGGUGGUCUUUGAAGAGGGGUGGCAGCUGGCUCAGUUUUGCCCCUCUGCCCCUGCCCCUGGCCUGCCACUGUGUUGUCAGUCUGAAAGAACACCUGUAUGUGCUUGGAGGGUGGACACCACAGGAGAAGCCAGAUGAGGAGCCAGACAAGUUGAGUAAUGGCGUGUUUCAGUUUGACCCGGGGAAGGACAGGUGGAAAGAUUGUGCCCAGAUGAAGUACUCUAGAUAUCGCUGCGGCUCUGCAGUGCUAAAUGGGGAGAUAUACAUACUAGGGGGUAUAGGGUGUGUUGGAGAGGACCGUGGACAAUCACGCCGCUGCCUCAGUUCUGUGGAGAUCUAUAAUCCAGACACAGACACCUGGAGAGAAGGACCCACCCUGCCCACGCCGCUUCUCUCCCUCCGAUCCAAUGCAUCCAAUUUCGGGGUAGUGGAUAACAAGCUGUACCUCUGUGGAUACUACAAGGAAGUCGGCCGUCAUGAGAUCAUCACAAAGGAGAUUCUGCAUCUGGAUCCCGUUGACAAUGUUUGGACCGUAGUGGAGAGGAGAGCAGCAAUGCAUGACAGUUAUGACGUGUGUCUAGUGGCUAACUUGAAUCCUCGAGACCUCUACACACCUUGAGAAAACACAGACUGAACAAAUUAUUGUGUUUUAUAUUUCCAGUAAUUACGUUUAUUUAAGAAAAAAAAAAAAAAAUCACAGUUAAGUCAAGUUAACAAUUGUUUGAUAUUACUAAUAUACUUCAUAUUUUAAUAACACAACCAGUAUAAUGUCUUCAUAUAAAUGGUUUACAGUCAGGGUGUGAAUAAUUUACUGUAUCUGCCAUUAUGAUGGAUGGAUGGAUUGAUUUAUAUGAUUAUAGUGUCCUGCAGCCUGCAAUCCAAAUUGCUACAGAC
Messenger RNA from Periophthalmus magnuspinnatus, 2241 nucleotides. RefSeq names its product kelch repeat and BTB domain-containing protein 12-like. The transcript has 10 exons. The record is from RefSeq and is a predicted model, not a curated record. The coding region runs from base 71 to 1966 and encodes 631 amino acids. Gene Ontology annotation, molecular function: protein binding. NCBI's taxonomy places the organism in Eukaryota, Metazoa, Chordata, Actinopteri, Gobiiformes, Gobiidae.